Messenger RNA from Gasterosteus aculeatus aculeatus (three-spined stickleback), 2136 nucleotides. It is a transcript of the gene g6pc3, whose product is annotated as glucose-6-phosphatase catalytic subunit 3. Gene Ontology annotation, cellular component: membrane. The record is from RefSeq and is a predicted model, not a curated record. Lineage: Eukaryota; Metazoa; Chordata; Actinopteri; Perciformes; Gasterosteidae. Gene Ontology annotation, molecular function: glucose-6-phosphatase activity. Gene Ontology annotation, biological process: gluconeogenesis; glucose 6-phosphate metabolic process.
AUGCAGCGUACGCCUUGUGUCGUAACACUUUACGCCCAACGGUGUAAUUGUCGAUAACGCGUAAAUAUGAUAUAAUUAACCGAAAUAUAAAGCUGUGGCUUUGUCUUCCAUUCAACACGAUUCAACCGCGCUUCGUUCAAAUGGCUCCCCCUACUGGACACACGGCGGUACCGCUAGCGCUGCACUUCCUGAAGUGCAACAUAAUCGGGAUUGCGUUUUGAAUUUUUGAAUCCACAUCGAAGUAUAUGUUUUGGGAGAGGACGCAGUCAUGGAGACCGUUUACACCCAGGGCAUUUGGAUGGCCGAACGUCUGCAACAGAGGACGAUGAGUCAAGAAAACAUGUGGCAGUUAGUCACUCAUAUUGGAGAUCCUAAAGCAGCCUUUCUGCUCGUCUUCCCUUUCACGUAUUUCAUCAGCAAACGAGCUGGAGUAGCGGUGCUUUGGGUAGCAGCUAUUUCGGAGUGGUUGAACUUGGUGUUUAAAUGGAUGCUGUUUGGAGAACGGCCGUACUGGUGGAUAGCUGAGUCACGUCUCUUCAUCAACAACCAACCCAACAUUCACCAGUUUUCCUCCACUUGUGAAACCGGCCCAGGGAGUCCGUCGGGACAUGCGAUGGUGACGGCAGCAGUCUGGUGGGUCGUGGUGUCCUCGCUGGGGUCAUACCUCCACUCACGCACUCACAGUGUGAUGCUAUCAGCGGCUCCCUACCUGCUCUAUGUGGUGAUGCUGGUGGCCGUUGGAAUCUCCAGGAUCUUCAUCCUCGCACACUUCCCUCACCAGGUCAUCGCUGGCUCCAUUACAGGUUUCAUUCUGGGGAUUUUUCUGAGCCGCAGAGUCCCAGAAGGGCGCCCCCUGCUGUUCUUCUUCAGCCUAAGCGUCGGGCUGCUGCUCGGCACCGUGAUGCUGCACGCCGGACUGCGGCAGCUGGGAAUCGAUCUCUCCUGGUCUAUUGCUUUGGCCAAGAAAUGGUGCAGCCGCGCAGAGUGGGUUCGCCUGGACUCUGCCCCGUUCUCCUCUCUGACCCGAGACUGCGGGGCCCUCCUGGGACUGGGGCUGGCCCAGUACUGGAAGCCCGGCGGGUGGCCCCUGCGUUUGGCUCCCAGGGCUUUGUCUCUGGCCAUUUCGUCCAUGGGACUGUACCACGUCAAUCGAUUGCCGCUGCCGGUCCGACCACCAGGACUCUUCUACGGGCUUUUCUUUGUCAAAUUUGUCAUGGUGCCUCAGGUUGUGAUGGUGCUUGUGCCCGGGCUGGUUCACCUGGUCACUCACAGGAGGAGGAACGACUAAGAGCGAUCGUCCGCCUUCCACCCCUCCACGAACAAUCGCGUCCUCCUCAGCACCUUAAAUGUCCAUUCCAAGCGCUUCAUGGUCGUGUUGAGGAUGUCGUUAGUUUCACCACAUUCACUUUAGUUUCUUACUAUGUGGCUGGAAAGUGUAAACGCAAAAUGCUGUAGGUGGAAAUUACAUGUGUCUUAGAUGUGGGGAUUGUAUUUCUUUUACAUUUACAGUAAAUGUAAAUACUGCAGUAAUAAGCGUUAAUACUUUGUUUUGGUGGGAAAAGUGCAAUUUUGAGCCAUUGCAGAAAAAUAGAACUUAAUAUUAUUUUAAUUGUUAACGUUAACCAGGGAAGGUCAAACCAGGGCCGGAUUCCAUUGGUCAAAAAACGGACCCCCUAAUGUCUAUUUCCUACGGUUCCUUGACCUUUGCAGAAAAUGUCAUUUUUUCACUUCAAUCACAGGAAUUCAUCAGAUUUCUUGUAGUUUUGUUGGAUACUUACUUGUAAACUGACUAACGUCGCCAUUAAUAGCUUUACAAAAUGCUAUAAACAUAUAUAUAAAUGUUGUUUUGUUGACCACAAAUAAUCCAAAAGAAGAAAACUACAUGUGCAUGUUAUAAAAAAAGUAUUCUUUAAAAGAAAUGAUUGACAUGCAGGGAAUGUUUCAGUUUGUAACCAUUUAUAAAUAUGUUUCUUUUUUUUGUCUCCAAUACAUAGGUUUGACUGUACAGAUUACAAUCAGUUAUGAGAUAAAAACACAUUCUUUUAUUAUUGUUUUUUUAUCACAGCGACCUGAAAGCUCACAUUUACAGACAAGAGAACUCUGCUCAGCAAGCAAAUACAUUAAAAUAAAAUAAAA